Messenger RNA from Linum trigynum, 692 nucleotides. NCBI's taxonomy places the organism in Eukaryota, Viridiplantae, Streptophyta, Magnoliopsida, Malpighiales, Linaceae. The record is from the annotation of a GenBank genome assembly.
GACUAAAUUAGUAAAUUACACUCUUAACUCUUAACAAUUCCAAAAUAUGAGUACCAAAAGGGGUGAGACGGCCGGAGCAGGGCAGUGCUCGAUUCAAGCCUCUGGCGAUGGCUAUCAAAGAAGCAGUUGCGAGAAGAAGGGACGAGGACUGGAGAGCGGGGAGCGGCUACAAGGACUGCGGAUGGCGGCGAUGGCGACGGGAAGCGACGGGACGGGAAGUGACGACGGAGCGGAGGAGUUGCUACUGGAAGAGGGGGCAGGGAUGGAGACUGGCGAUGGCAAACUAGGAGCGGCUACACUGACUGGGGAUGGCGACGAUGCCGACAGGAAGUGUUGACGGCGGUAAGGUUUGGCGCCGCUCUUCUCCCUCUAUUCACGAAGAGUCGAAGACGAAGACUGAAUUAGAGUUAGAGUUUCUUUCCCAGCUAGGGAUGGCGCGGGGAUGGAUAGUGCAUAUCCGUUACCCUACCCAAAGUAGUUUGGGUUUUACCCAUACCCAUACCCACAUGAGAAAUGGGUAGAAUAUCCAAACCGUGUUCGUAUCCGUUCGGGUUUCGGGUAUCCACGGUUAUCCAUGGGUAAUAGUUUCUAGUUAUAACUUCAACCAAUAUGUUAAUAUUCACACGUAUUCUCACCUUACGUAAGACGAAAAGUACGACAAUAAUUCACUAAAAUGAAGAAAAUUAAUUAAA